GAGGAAAGCGCGAUGGAGCGCAUGCAGAGAGCUAUCACAGAGAUCUGUAACAGUAAGCUCGCGGAAUCUGAAUUGGCGAAAAACGCGUUUUCCGAAGGGAUAUCUCCGGUGGAGGCGCCUGCUGAUGAUCCAUGUCCUACACGGUCCGUCAAGCGUGUUUGGAGUGCAGACAUGCUCCGCUUUUUCAAGGAGAUGCUGCAUAUCGCCGAAGAAGAAGUUGCGCCAGCGCUUUGGUCUUUUGUGGAGGAUGUGUGUUUGAUUGGAAGCCUGCUCUUGCGUGCGCAAGCGCAGUCUAUCAAGACCAGCCACGAAUUAGACAACUUCGAAGUGACAAGGGACGUGUAUGAGAAGUUUUGCGACGAUCUGGAGAAGCGGUUACCAGCAGGGCGAGGCGCGAAGCGGCGGAUCGAUACGAUGCGGGGCCCCUUAAAGACGAUACUUGCACGCAAGAAACAGCAGCUGACAUUGCUAGCAACGUUGAGUCAGCGAGGAUUACGUCGGCCAGACAUCUCCAAGAUUGAGCACUGCCGGGAAGCAAAGAUGAUUGGAAACUUGUUUGCGCACUUUCCCACUUCUCCGAGCUAUGUGGUUCUUACGCUCGUCGAUAAUCAAUCAGCAGGGCAUGGCGUUAACGUUUCUUGGCAAGAGCAUCGCUUUGACUUCGGGUACGCGACGCGCGGCGUUGGAGUUCUAGAUCAGAAGUACCUUCGGGUCGAAAAUAAAAGCGAAGAGACUGUUGACAUUACACUCUCAAAUCACGCUGCAGGUAUAAAUGCAAUCUGCCUGAUUUUUAGUUUGGAUUUUUGUAGCCAUUCUUUUCAGCUGUUUGGUUCUUCCUCUCCGGAGUGAAUUAUGCAUGGGCGCAGCAGUUCUGUGAGGCUCCUGCUGCUAGCGCAGUGAUUGGUAAAGCAUCUUCACUUCUAUUUAAAAUCUAGGAGGAGCUGCUGCAGCGCCAUUCGUCCUGAGCCCGUCUGAUAUUCCCGGUCUCCGACCUGGCGAGUCUGGAAUCGUACACGUCGAUCUCGUUUCCGACAAUGUCGGCGUGGGACCCCACAGUGCUGUUUUCGACCUUGCCAUAGACGGUCGCAACCGCUGCAUCCUUGUUGGAAAGGUCACGUUCGAAGAUGC
Amoebophrya sp. A120 is the source of this 1128-nucleotide messenger RNA. The record is from the annotation of a GenBank genome assembly. NCBI's taxonomy places the organism in Eukaryota, Dinophyceae, Syndiniales, Amoebophryaceae.